Messenger RNA from Athene cunicularia (burrowing owl), 591 nucleotides. Its product is annotated as C-type lectin domain family 17, member A-like. The record is from RefSeq and is a predicted model, not a curated record. The coding region runs from base 1 to 591 and encodes 196 amino acids. NCBI's taxonomy places the organism in Eukaryota, Metazoa, Chordata, Aves, Strigiformes, Strigidae. The transcript is spliced from 5 exons.
AUGGUCAGGGCUUGUUCUGAGCUUUCUCUUCUUAUUUUCCUCUCAGAUAAACAGCUCUCUGGUGGGAUCAAGGGAAUUCGCAGCCAACUUCUGAAUGUAUCACAAGAAGUGGAGAACGUGCAGCGGAAGGUGACACAGUGCAAAGCGGAGUGCGGGAAGGAGCUGUCGGAUCGCCUCCGCACCCUGGAGCAAAGGGACGUGUUGGGGCCGGUGCAGCAGCAGCUGGCGGAGGUGAAGCAGGCGCAGAGCCGCGCGUCCGCGCUCCUGAACACGGCGCUGGAGCAGAUGCGAGGCCUCUCAGAUAUUCUCUGCUUGAAGUGUCCCGCCGGCUGGGAGCAGUUUGCCAAAACCUGCUACUACUUCUCCUCCGACACCAAAACCUGGCGGGAUGCUAAAGAAUUCUGCGCCAACUACAACGCCCAUCUGGCCGUUGUCAACAGCGAGCAGGAAAAUAAAUUUCUGGCAAAUCACAUCAUGGACAACCGGGUGUUCUGGCUGGGCCUGACCGACAUGCACACGGAAGGCAGCUGGCAGUGGGUGGACAGCCGCUCCCUCUCUAUGUCGUACGUUUUUAGCCUCAUCAGGUGGUAA